AUGAUAAAAUCAUUGGCAUCGUUUGUGAAGUUAGUAAACAAAAAUAAUGUGUUUUUGGAACAAGUUAGAUAUGCGUCACAAGCACUGCCACAGUUAUCUUCGGAAAAAUACAACAUUCAUAGAAAAGACUUCGGUAGAAUCGAGUCAUCAGAUGUAGAUUACUUCCGAUCCGUACUUGGCCAAGAUCGAGUGCUGACUGAAGAAAGCGAUGUUUUACCUUACAAUGUAGAUUGGAUUAAAAAUUGCAGAGGUCAAUCAAAAGCUGUCCUAAAACCGAAAAGUACAGAAGAGGUUUCAACGAUACUUAAGUAUUGCAACGAGAGAAAACUGGCAGUAUGCCCGCAGGGUGGCAACACUGGGCUCGUUGGUGGGUCUGUGCCCGUAUUCGACGAAAUUGUGAUAAGUUUUUCAUUGAUGAACAAAAUCAUCGACCUCGAUGAUCUUUCAGGAGCCUUAGUCUGUGAAGCUGGUUGUGUUCUUGAGAAUUUAGACAACUAUGUUCGCGAACGAGGUCUUAUAAUGCCUUUGGAUUUAGGCGCAAAAGGGACAUGCCACAUUGGUGGGAAUGCCAGCACCAAUGCAGGUGGAUUGAGGUUACUGCGAUAUGGUAACCUGCAUGGAUCCAUUUUGGGUGUUGAAGCUGUAAAAGCUGACGGCACAGUCAUAGAUUGUCUCAGAUCUCUAAAAAAAGAUAACACUGGAUAUCAUUUGAAACAUCUCUUCAUAGGAUCUGAAGGGACCUUAGGGCUGGUUACCAAAGUUGCUAUACACUGCCCUGUACUUCCUAAGUCUGUUAAUUUGGGUUUCUUUGGUGUGAAAAACUUCGGGAAUGUGCUAAAAUUAUACAAGAGUGCCAAAUCUAAGUUGGGUGAAAUCUUAUCGGCUUUUGAAAUGGCCGAUUUUGACUCGAUAAACUUCACUGCUAAAAAUCUUAAGCUACCAAACCCUAUCUCAGAUUAUCCAUUUUACGUAUUGGUAGAAACACAUGGAAGUGAAGAAACUCAUGACGGUGAGAAAUUGACGAGGUUCCUAACAAAUGAGAUGGAGUCGGGGCUUAUUUUGGACGGAACAGUCACUUCGGAGCCCGCUAAGAUGCAGACAAUCUGGAACCUACGUGAAAGCAUAGCAGCAGCGGGGUUAGUCGGUGGUUAUGUAUUUAAAUAUGAUGUGUCUAUACCGUUAAAGAAUUUUUACGAUCUGGUGCCCAUAUUGAAAAAGAGACUUGGAGAUAAGGCUACAAAAGUUUUCGGAUACGGACACGUGGGUGACGGAAACAUACACAUCAAUGUAACGGUACCACAAUAUAACAAAGAAGUGUCAUCUAUGCUAGAACCCUUCAUCUUUGAAGAGGUUAGCAAACUGAACGGCUCCAUCAGUGCAGAACACGGCAUCGGCUUCAGAAAACCCAAGUACAUACAUUACAGCAAGGACCAAUCCGCGUUAGGACUAAUGAAGGACCUCAAACAGCUGAUGGACCCUAAUGGAAUACUUAACCCUUACAAGGUCUUGCCUGAUCAUAUUUAG
This is a messenger RNA of Spodoptera littoralis (African cotton leafworm), 1524 nucleotides long. The record is from the annotation of a GenBank genome assembly. NCBI's taxonomy places the organism in Eukaryota, Metazoa, Arthropoda, Insecta, Lepidoptera, Noctuidae.